Messenger RNA from Marchantia polymorpha subsp. ruderalis, 2884 nucleotides. Lineage: Eukaryota; Viridiplantae; Streptophyta; Marchantiopsida; Marchantiales; Marchantiaceae. The record is from the annotation of a GenBank genome assembly.
UUCCUGCUCGCGAGCAGGAGGGAGGGAGGGAGCGAGGGAGGGAGGGAGGACGGACACGAGAGCGUAGUAGCAGUGGCACCCCGAGAACCAUCCUGCGAUGGUCACGCAUCCUCGGAACGACGAGGAGUCACGGACGAGCACUGCGUGAAUCGGUCUGUCAUCUGCGGCAGGGCGGGUCCUGUUGUCAAUUCCGGUGUCGUGGGAUCUACACAAUCUUGACUUGGCGGAGACGUCUGCGAGGAUCGACGAGGAGAGAAGGAUGCCCGCGUCGAUCGACCUACGAUGAAACAUCCUUCGAUCGCUUCUAUCUGUUUGGAAGUGGUGGGGAUCGAAGGCGAUCGGCCCAUUGUCAGGUUGUCGAAUUCGAAGGCGAGGGGCGUGAAUUGUGUCAGGUGAGAGGCGAUCGUGUUGGAAUUGAUUUGAAAAUUUGGUCCUUUUGUUUCCUCCGAAAUGGCUCCCUGGAUUGGACGCGAUGUCUCGGCAGCAGCGGCAGCCAUCGCUUCUGCUUCCUACUUCCUGUCGCGGCAAACUCCGAUUGCCUAUGCGGACAGGAGCAGCAUUUUUGGCUCAGCUCUCCCCAAACCUCCCCCGCCAGCAGAAGUGUCGGCUUCGGAAUCCAAGGAUCAAAAAGCUCGUAAAGAUGCACCUAGAACGUCUGAAGUGGGGUUCGAUCCCGAAGCAUUGGAAAGAGGAGCCAAGGCAUUGCGCGAAAUUAAUGCCUCUGCACACGCGAAAAAGGUGUUCGAGUUGAUGAAGAAACAGGAAGAAACUCGACAGGCCGAGGAGAAUGCGAAGAGAGCUGAAUAUCAGGCUCUUCAGGCGCAGUAUGAAAUUGAGAGGCAAAAAGCUUUGUUCGAGGAGCAGAAAAAUCUCAUGCAGCAGCAGGCACAGAGCAAAGCCCAGUUGGCGAGAUACGAGGAUGAGCUCGCCCGGAAGAGGAUGCAGGCCGAGCACGAGGCUCUUAGGGUUCGCAAUGCCGAAUUGGUCAAGAUGCAGGAAGAAUCUUCUGCCAGGCAAGAGCAGGUGAGGAGGAUGACCGAAGAACAAAUUCAGGAGCAACGUCGGCAGACCGAGAGGGAAAGGGCCGAGACAGAAAGAGAGACAAUUCGGGUGAAAGUGAUGGCAGAAGCAGAAGGUCGUGUACUCGAGGCCAGAAAUUUGGAAGAUGUCAACAGGCGGAUGUUCCUGGACCGAGCUACACAGGAGAAGGAUAAGUGGCUUGCGGCAAUCAAGGCUACCCUGGACCAGGUCGGAGACGGUUUCAAUUCUCUGGUUAAUGAUAAGGACAAACUCUUCGUCGUCGUCGGAGGUGCCACUGCAUUGGCAGCUGGAGUUUACACAUCGAGGGAGGGAGCUCGCACGAUGUGGAAUUACAUUGGUCAGAUCUUGGGUCAACCAUCGCUCAUCAGAGAAUCGUCGAUGGCGAAAUUUCCCUUCCUGCGAUUUAGAAAGAACAAGAGCUCCUUUACAAAUUCUGGUGCCAGCAAGGGCGCUGCAGGAGAGCAGAAGGGGUUUUCGGAUGUUGUCCUACAACCAGGUCUCCACGGUAGACUCCAGGAGCUCGCAGUUUCCAUCGCCAACACGAAGAGACACAAUGCCACCUUCAGGAACGUCAUGUUUUACGGACCCCCGGGAACAGGAAAGACCAUGGUGGCGAAGAGGCUAGCGUUUCAGUCGGGAUUGGACUACGCAGUCAUGACAGGAGGUGACGUUGCACCCCUGGGGCCGCAGGCAGUGACCAAGCUGCACGAGCUUUUCGACUGGGCAGGCAGAUCGAAGAAGGGCCUUCUGCUCUUCAUCGAUGAAUCGGAUGCUUUCUUGUCUGAACGUAACAACAGGGUGAUGAGCGAGGCUCAACGCAGUGCUCUGAAUGCCUUUUUGUACAGAACCGGUGACCAAUCGAAGAAUUUCCUCCUGGUUUUAGCCACGAAUCGUCCCGGGGAUCUCGAUACCGCCGUUGUCGAUCGUAUCGAUGAGGUCCUGGAGUUCCCCAUUCCUACUCUGCAGGAACGGUUGGAUUUGUUGAAGCUCUACUUCAACACGUACAUUCUUCAGGCCGGGACUCGUUCCGGGUGGAGGUCAGUAAUGCAGGGUAAGCAGGCCGAUCAGAUUGACGCCAGUGGAAUCACAGAUGAAAUUUUCAGAGUUGCGGCUGAGAAGAUCGAGGGAUUCAGCGGAAGAGAGAUCGCCAAGCUGAUGGCUAGUGUUCAGGGAGCGGUGUAUGGAAGCAUUAGUACGACUCUUACACCAGAAAAGUUUAUUGAGGUUGUGGAUUAUAAGAUUGACGAGCACCAACGUCGAUCGAAGUUCCGCGCAGUAGCUGCUUAAGUCUUCUGCCAUGUACACGCACUCUCUGAUGAGUGAUUUAGGAAAGUUGGAGUGAGCUUGACAUCCAGACAAAGAACCAGAGAAUUCAUCUGGACCUGAGGCGUACAAGCUUUAGUCACACGGAAAGCUGAUACCUUGUGACAGUGAUUGUGAAGUAAAGCUAGGAUCAAUCAGGAGCUGAGGACGUACCUGAGGAGACGGCUCCUUGCAGCUCGUUGUGCAAUCUCAACAAUUUUGUCAGUUUUAGGAUACUUAGAAGUAGCUUAGAGAAACGAGUAACAAACAAACACACCGUAGCAGUAGGCAUUGAAAGCGAACAGCCAUCCUUCUUCUGGAUUCAGCAGGAGAGGGAGGGUCUUGCACAGCACACAAGUGCCCCCUUGUUUGUAAAUCACAAUUCUACCCAUUCCAGGGAAAAAAUGGCCUAAUAAAUUAUAAGCAGUACAGCGUACAUGCAUCAUCGAGUGCAGUAUGCUGACGACGCUGCUGGUAUGCACCCUUUGGACGUGCCGAGCCUCUGUCUCGAGCUUCAUUCAAACUGGUUGCUGAGACGCCG